AUGAUCUCGCAUCUCCUGUUCCGACUUCCUGUCUGGUCCGAUCUGCUCUGUCCAGCUUUACAAAUGGCGCGCGCGGCUCGCGCCAAAAAUAGAGAGAAGCGGAGCGGCCAUGCUCCAGAGCGUGAGCCCUUCAGUGUGCGGCGCUUCUGCGCGUGA
Molecule: messenger RNA, 156 nt
Organism: Xyrichtys novacula (pearly razorfish)
Lineage: Eukaryota; Metazoa; Chordata; Actinopteri; Labriformes; Labridae
Source: the annotation of a GenBank genome assembly